UUCCACCCAAUGCAUAAAAAGAAAAGAAAAAUCAAAACGUGUAUUCUUCCACAUUCAGAAAUAAUAACGAAAAUAACUUCUAUAAAAUUCGAAUCCAAUCAAAAUAAAUUCAUUUUAUUCAUUUAAAAUCUCUCUCUCUCUCUCUCUCUCUCUCUCUCUCUCUCUCUUUUCUUCUAGGGUUUUUCUUCUUCUUUGAAGAGAGAAGAGAGCAGAUGCUGCGGAAUUUCUUCCAAGAACAUGAAAUGUCGAUUCCACGCAUCUGAAUCAGCAUUUCCUCUCUCGUUACACUUCCAACCUUGGCAUUUGGACUGGAUAUUUUCUCAUUUCUCCGGAGCUCGUUUUGUGUCCUAACCGAUGGCGAAUUGCCACAGUUUCAAGGGACAUACCAUCAUAUAUCAGAGAAGCCCUAUAAAGGCCUAUCCUUGCGCAUAUUCAGGUCCGAAGAAGCAUUAUUUUCACAUAUCCUCUUUCCAUAAUGAGCAAGUGGAUUUAAUAUCAGGCUCUGCAUGCCGUAGAAUAAGUCACUGUUCACUUGUUGCAAGGAGUAGCUUCAAAGGCUUCCACAUGCCUUUGUUUACUCCUACAAAAUUUGGAUGGAAAGGGAAUCAUGUUUGUGGGCGUGAAAAGUCUCACACCGGAAGAUUUCAGACAUGUGCCCAGAUUGAUGUUGCCACAGCAGUUGAUGUCAUCAAUGAUUUAGGAUUUGAUACUCUGACAUUCUUAGCUGUGACCGUUGUGGUUGUUCCUGCAUUCAGAAUCUUCAAAGCUAGCCCUAUACUGGGUUUCUUUUUCGGUGGAGUUGUACUAAACCAGUUUGGCCUGAUUAGAAACAUCACAGAUGUUAAAAUUCUCUCAGAAUGGGGAAUCCUUUUCUUGUUGUUUGAGAUGGGUUUAGAGCUCUCACUGGCUCGACUGAAAGCUCUUGCGAAGUUUGCCUUUGGCAUGGGUUUGACCCAGGUUGUUCUGUCUACCCUUGCUUUUACGGCAUUUGAGCUUCCACCAAAUGGGGCCGUUGGAACAAAGAUUUUGGAGUUCCUUUUCCACUCAAGGCCUGAUCUGGUCAACAUUAGAAGUAUUGAUGAGGCUGUAGUGAUUGGUGCUGCUCUGUCAUUGUCAUCUUCAGCUUUUGUUUUACAGCUUCUUGCAGAGAAGGGAGAGCUCCCGACAAGAUUGGGUUCAGCAACUCUGGGGAUUCUUCUGCUACAGGACAUAGCUGUCGUCCCCCUCUUAGUCAUACUUCCAGUGCUAGAGAGUCAGAACCUAGUGGAGGAAAGCAUUUGGCCAAUGCUAGCUACAGAAAGUUUGAAGGCUCUAGGUGGACUUGGCCUGCUUUCCCUUGGAGGAAAAUACCUACUCAGGCGUAUCUUUGAAGUUGUUGCAGAAUCAAGGAGCUCAGAAGCUUUUGUUGCUCUCUGUUUGCUUACAGUUGCAGGGACUUCACUUAUGACCCAAUACUUGGGCUUCAGUGACACGCUUGGUGCAUUUCUGGCUGGGGCACUUCUAGCAGAAACCAAUUUCCGGACACAGAUUGAAGCCGACAUAAGGCCCUUUCGAGGCUUGCUUCUUGGGUUAUUUUUUGUAACUACAGGAACAUCCAUCGACAUGCAGCUCCUUCUCCGAGAAUGGCCAAAUGUACUUUCGCUCUUGGCAGGUCUAAUUGUCAUCAAGACACUUAUAAUAACUGCGAUAGGUCCCCGUGUUGGAUUAACAUUUCAAGAAAGUGUACGAAUUGGACUACUUCUAUCACAAGGAGGCGAGUUUGGUUUUGUAGUAUUUUCACUAGCAAACAGGCUUGGAGUACUGCCACUUGAGCUGAACAAGCUGCUUAUAAUCGUUGUUGUGUUGUCAAUGGCAUUGACCCCAUUCCUCAAUGAAGUUGGAAGGAAAGCUGCCGAGAUCAUUGAUGAGAAGUUUGAGGGGAAGGACGUGGAUCCUAAGACGUCUUUGCAGAAAGUUGCUGAUACUGUGAAUUUCGAUGCAACUGAUCCAGUUGUCAUUCUUGGAUUCGGACAAAUGGGUCAGGUCCUAGCCAAUUUCCUAUCAACUCCAUUGGCCUCUGGACUAGAUGGUGACUUUGCUGGGUGGCCUUACGCAGCUUUUGAUCUUGAUCCAGGGGUUGUAAAGGCAGCUCGGAAACUGGGCUUUCCAAUCCUCUAUGGAGAUGGUUCACGUCCAGCCGUUCUGCAAUCUGCUGGCAUUUCUUCUCCAAAAGCUGUCAUGGUCAUGUAUGCAGGGAAAGAAAGGACAACCGAGGCAGUUCAAAGGAUUCGGCUUGCAUUCCCUGCGAUCCCCAUAUAUGCCAGAGCUCAGGACAUUGUGCAUCUUUUGGAGCUGAAGAAAGCAGGGGCAACGGACGCUAUACUCGAAAAUGCAGAGACUAGUUUACAGCUUGGCUCGAAGCUUUUGAAAGGGCUGGGUGUCAUGUCCGACGAUGUAAAUUUCUUGAGCCAGCUUGUAAGAGAAUCCAUGGAGCUUCAGGCCAAAGAUUCAAUGAAUAGAGCUGAAGAGCAAGAUUAUGUGGUUAUGAAGCCAUUACAGGUAAGGGUGGCUGACUUGGCGGGGGACAGGCCAGGUAAGGCUCCAAUUUCCCUUGAUAAAGAACCACCCCAAAAACCUGACCUCCCAGUGAUGCUUUAUGUCUUGACAUCUGAAGAGAAUCAGCUGUCUGAUGCUCUACAACAAGUAGAUCAAUCAAGAAAUGGGAAUUCAAUCCAACAAGCCGAAGACGUGGAAUGUGGAAAAGGGGUUACAUACUGUGAAUUGGAUUCGGAGAAUGGUUUCUCAAAUAGAAACAAGGAUGAUCAAGAUGGGAAAGAUAUGCUUGACGAGACAAUGCCCUGUAUAACGGCAAUUGAAGGGCCUUAAAUACUUGGAUAUCUUCAUCAUCAAGUCUAAGUCUAACAUACAUGAUAUGCAGGAAAUUGUCCCUCAAAAGCUAGGAAAGGCAAAGGUCUACAAAGUUCUGUAUUGAUAUACUACUGAUGGCUCAAGCAGUUUUAAUUAAAUUAUACUUUUGGCGGAAGAUUAGGCUUAGGGAUGUUGCUGCAAAUCCCUCUGUGCAAAUCUCCAUGUCUAACUGAAGGUAUGGCGCUGGAUAGAGUGGAAUGGUGAAACAGGAUUCAUGUUGCCAACCCUAAUUAUUUGGGAUAAGGCUUAGUUGAUGAUGGUGCUGCUGCUGCAAAUCCCUCGGUGGAGUUACAGCAUUCAAAAGAUGGGUGGGAGUCCAUGGAACAGAGUACCCCAUGAAGAUUGGAUGCUCAAUUUGCAUCCACUGGCAGAGAGCGAAGGGGAAAAUAAAGGUGAAGAAAAGCAUGUGAACUUAUGAACUUUGCCCUUGCUGCAACCUUGAGGGACAAGAAGUCCCAAAAGCAGUGGGAGAAGGUAGAAUGAAUUGAAAGACGUGUUGAUUAAGUAUUGGGUCCUUGUUAGAAUGGAAUGGCAGAACUGGAAUUGUGUAGCCAAUGCCAAUUAGUUCAAAUUAGACUUAUAUGA
Magnolia sinica is the source of this 3492-nucleotide messenger RNA. Its product is annotated as K(+) efflux antiporter 3, chloroplastic-like. The record is from RefSeq and is a predicted model, not a curated record. Gene Ontology annotation, biological process: proton transmembrane transport; potassium ion transport. Gene Ontology annotation, cellular component: membrane; chloroplast. The transcript has 19 exons. Bases 355 to 2865 code for a protein of 836 amino acids. Lineage: Eukaryota; Viridiplantae; Streptophyta; Magnoliopsida; Magnoliales; Magnoliaceae. Gene Ontology annotation, molecular function: antiporter activity.